Messenger RNA from Alternaria incomplexa, 897 nucleotides. RefSeq lists its product as uncharacterized. The transcript has a single exon. The record is from RefSeq and is a predicted model, not a curated record. NCBI's taxonomy places the organism in Eukaryota, Fungi, Ascomycota, Dothideomycetes, Pleosporales, Pleosporaceae. The coding region runs from base 1 to 897 and encodes 298 amino acids.
AUGUUUACAUCGCUCAUCGCAGAGAUCAACGGCGGAGAACCCUCCACCAAGAAGAGUACAACCCAGCUCAAGUCAGAGACUGCGCGAAAGCGUACCGUCGCGGGGACUACAUCAACUUCGGCGCCAUCACUUCGACAACGCGCGGUUCCUCGUCGCCCGCAACAGCGUCAAGCCAUCGACCGGUACACGGCUGUAGCGCACAACCCAUGGAGGGAGCCAAAGCGCCUAGCAAAAUACUCAUACGAGCUAAUGAAGCAACAAGAGCUUCUCGAGGAAGCGCACAUUCGAGGGCUUGAGAUCGACAACGGGGAUAAAACAUACCUCGUAAACAUCUUGAUCAUCGACGACGAGGCCUACGCCAAACUAAUGGAGGUACUCGGUUGCCGCUUCAAAGCCGCCGACUUUGCGCAGGGCGAAGUGAGGCUCUACAACCACGAGAUGAAGCGCCAACGAGCUGAAGCAGAGGCGAAGCAGCAACAAUCGGUCCGUGAGAUGCAUAAGAAUGCAAAACGAGAUGCGCGCGUCAAGGCCGAGAAGCUGGUAUGCGAGAAGAAGCAGGCUGAGAAUAAGGCUGCUAAAGCCAAAGAGCAAGAGCACCGGAAGCGAAAGAGAAGCGGCAACCGCGAUUCUGGUUGCUCUUCUGCCCCCAAGAAGGCCAAGUUCAAGCAUGCACCGGCGGUGUCUUCGCGCUCAAGAAAGACCGGCGCCAGCAAGGCAUCAUCAGGCGAUAGGAAGUUUGUCAAGAUGAGUGUUGCCAACGACAUGAAGGAUGCGCACGACGAUGACGACGAUGAAGAUGGACUUGGCGACUUCAUCGUUGAUGACCUGCCGCAGAAGCCGAAGCGCAAGAGCGAUGUAGGCGGCAUGGCAAGGAGCAGGUUGAUUGCUGGGUUUUGA